Molecule: messenger RNA, 397 nt
Organism: Gilbertella persicaria
Lineage: Eukaryota; Fungi; Mucoromycota; Mucoromycetes; Mucorales; Choanephoraceae
Exons: 1
Source: RefSeq, a predicted model, not a curated record
UAAAGGAAAGAGAAAAAUGACACUGAAAACAACAGAAACAAGGUAAAAAGUUACUUGGGCAUGGCUACGAUAAUUUUCAUACUCAUAAGUUUAUGGUACUUAGAGAAAGCAAUUUCUUUCAGUACAAACAGAAGGUACCACUGAUAAUAUCUGGUAGUGGCAUGUUUGGGAAGGAUUAUGUGAAGAUAAAAACGGUCCAGACUGGUGUCACUGGUCUUCUAUACAGAACGUUGAAAAAAAGAAAGAGGACUGGUGACUUACUCGCUGUGGACAUUGAUGAAUAUUUGAUGUCCCAAAUAUGUUUUAAAUGUGAAAGUAGGACUUUGGGUGGUAUUAGUGAUGCCCACAGUAGUAGCGUUCUCGUUUGCAAGACGUACAGAACAUUAUGGCAGCGUGA